AUGCUGUUGCAUAUCCCGACGACAACGACGAGUAGCAGGAGCCAGGCUGCGAACGGGAGUAAUACGACUGUGAAUGCUCCGAGGAGAGCCAAUGUCGCCUUUAACGAAAUUGAUGGGGAGCGUAGACGAGUUGCAGAGUAUACUGGAGCAUUUAACAUUGUUGUCGAGUCUGGAGCCAUCUACUCCAUCAUCCUGGCUAUGGAACUCAUGCUUUACUCUCUGGGACAAAACUUUAUCUUUGUCCUCUAUACGAGCAUGGCGCAGAUUACGGGCAUCGCACCGACGGGGAUCAUUGUCCUCGUCUUGCUGGGUCGCACCCUACGGCAUUCGAAUCGAAGCGUCUCUGCACCCUCGAGCCACCGCCAUCAACAAUCGAUCACCAAUAUUUCAUUCGCUCCCACUGGCAGUGGACACGCGAGGGGCGCUCGAAAUUUCAAGUUUUUUGGCUCGCGACGGCCAGGGAGUAGUGGGCGUGGACGCGAUGGUGCCGACAACGAUGUCAUCUCAUUGGACUUGGAUAUUACUCAUCGGAAUCGUCGUGCGGUGGAUGAGGAGAAUAGUCCCGGGAGUGCAGCUAUCAAUGGCAGUUACUCACCCGACGUCAAGCGUAGUUCGGGAUACGACGAGACGUGUGAGAGUUCGACGCCAUUUGGAAGCGCCAUUGCUGUUGCUGUUAGUGAUGGCGAUCGGGAUCGUAAACCAUCAUUCUCAAAGACACGGGGCGGUGCGGCUCCGACAAAGAUUGAGAUUGACGUGCGGACAGAGCAACAAGUGCUCGAGUCGCGCGUGGGCGGUCGAGGAGGGUAUACGUACCCUGAGACACCGAAUCUGGAUGUGGAUUCGACUCAACGGACGUGGGAGACACAUUCGCCUCCUCGUUCCCCACCACAGUCGCGGAACCCAUACGCACAACCUCCAUCAUCACAACCUCUCGUAAACGCACAAACACACGCACCGCAAUCACCAACGCGAGUGCAUACACCGCAAUAUCAUCGUCCGAACCUGCAAGCCAGACGAACGACGAGUGCGCAGGAGAGCCCAUCAUUCGAAACGAAUCAGGGCGCGACGCGUGGGGAGGAGGAGAGCGGUGGGUAUGGUGGAACAGUCGUUGACAGGAACCCGUAUUUGAGUCCACAUGGUGGAGAUUGGAGACCGGUAGAUGGGAAUACGGAUUGGAGACCUGUUGGAAACGGGCAGGACGAUUGGCGGCAUGCUGGUGCAUAA
Molecule: messenger RNA, 1224 nt
Organism: Serendipita indica DSM 11827
Lineage: Eukaryota; Fungi; Basidiomycota; Agaricomycetes; Sebacinales; Serendipitaceae
Source: the annotation of a GenBank genome assembly